Messenger RNA from Medicago truncatula (barrel medic), 1526 nucleotides. RefSeq lists its product as uncharacterized. The record is from RefSeq and is a predicted model, not a curated record. The transcript is spliced from 11 exons. Lineage: Eukaryota; Viridiplantae; Streptophyta; Magnoliopsida; Fabales; Fabaceae. Bases 1 to 744 code for a protein of 247 amino acids.
AUGCUUCAAACCAUUGUUAAGGAUUCACAAGCUUUUGAUGAAGUCAUGAAAAAUAUUCAGAUGUGUUCUAAGUUGGAGGAACUCUUAUUGAAAAAGAAAUACUUUAUCUAUGGUGAUUCUCCACAGCUUCAUGCUGAAAAGGUUGAUAAAUUGAAAAUCUUAUCAGAAUCUCUUGCAAAUUCUACCACAAAAGCCGAGAGUCGCAUUUUGGAGCACAGAUCUCAGAAAGAAGAAGCACUUCAUUUUCGGGUAACCAAGUCCAGUGAGGUUAGCCAAAUAGAGAAGGAAUUGGGGGGUGAGAUUGAAGAACUCGAGAAGCAGAAAAAUGAGCUCGAAGACAAACUGAAAAAGGUGAACAUGUUGUUGACAUCUGCACGUACACGCCUCCGCAAUGCAAAAGAAGAAAAAGAACAGUUCGAUGAUGCAAGCAAUGACAUUAUUGUACAUUUAAAAACAAAGGAUGACGAGAUGCAACGAGCCAUUGCUUCUUAUACAAGCGAAGCCAAUGUUGUUAAUAGAUGGAUCAAUUUUCUUGAGCACACAUGGGUAUUUCAAACCUCUCUUAAGAAGAAAAACGAAGAGCAGGUCAAUGCUGAACUGGAGAGAUAUGGAGAUUAUUUUGUGAAUUUGGUUGUUAAUCUUCUGUCUUCUUAUAAGGAAAAGCUAGGCUCAUCUGUUACUCAAAUAAAAACACUUGUGGAGAAUUUAAGCACAAGCCAACGGUAUGGCGUUCUGCCUCUCUGAAUUGUCUUUUGUGUCAAACCCAUGCCUUCAACUGUUGAAUUAUAUCAGGUUAGAAAUACCAGUUGAAGUGGAUAACGAUGGUUCGAGAGUAGUGAAUCCAAGGAAAAAGCUUGAAGAUGAAUAUUUGGAAAUAGAAUCCAAGUUUCUAAUCACUUUGAAUAUAGUGGCCACCAUGAACAAGCAGUUUCACAUUCAAAAGGAAGGCAUUUUCAGAAAAGAUAAUGACAAGGUGACAGAACUAUUACAUGCCAUUGAGAAAAUGAAAGAAGAAUUUCAUUCUAUUGAGAGACCAAAGUUCCAAAUUGAGGCACCAAUUGAAAAGUCAGAAACACCCUUACAAUCAACAACUUCAUCACCUACAUCCAUGUUGCCUAAUAAAAACAAGCAAGAUAGAAUAAAAACAUCUCCAUCAGUUACUAUGAAAACGAUAUCAAUAGAAGAACUCGACAAAUCAAGCGAGGACGACUCAGCAGAAGAGAUAAGUGAAUGGGAAUGUGAUGCACUUGAUAAAGAUCAACACACCAUGAGUUGACUCUUGUUGACCCACUUGGAAAAAGACCAGCAUUGCUCAUGUUGUAAAAAGAGUGAAAAAAGGUUCUGUGUAUUUGGAAGGAUUGUGACAAUGUGUUAAUGUGCAACUCAGAUACCAGACAACAUAUCCUUAACUAUGUUGUCUCUCAAGUUCACUUAACGAAUGUACAUGAAACAACUUUGGUCCACUGAAAGUAGUUGUAUUUGUAUCAUUAUUACGACAUUCGAUCAUUGAUGAUGAAAUGCACAUG